Molecule: messenger RNA, 6381 nt
Organism: Oncorhynchus nerka (sockeye salmon)
Lineage: Eukaryota; Metazoa; Chordata; Actinopteri; Salmoniformes; Salmonidae
Product: terminal uridylyltransferase 4-like
Exons: 29
Coding region: 222-4802 (1526 amino acids)
Molecular function (GO): nucleic acid binding; RNA uridylyltransferase activity; zinc ion binding
Source: RefSeq, a predicted model, not a curated record
GACAAAGUGUAGAGGGAUUAACAUGGCGUCUAUGGUUGCUGUGUUGAUCGGGGCCGUGGAUGAGAAAAACAAUAUACUGAACAGGAAGAUAAAUACGGUCUAGGUCCAUUUUCAGCUAAAAACCUGCAUAUUACAGUUUUCGUUGGACUAGCUGCCUCACUAGACCCUGAUCAUCCUCAAUACAGAGUAGCAGUUCGAGUGGGAGAGGACAGGAUCGAGGCAUGGAGGAAUCAAAAAGCCCAUUAAAAUCAGUCAAGCCCUCUCACAACGAGGCCAAGGGAGCCAAAGCUUCAUCCUCUGCCAGCUCCAGGCCCCUGAAAGAGACUCCAGCCCAGAGAGAGUGCCCCAAGCCUGCCACUGCCUGUCGGAGCAAGGAGCACAUUACCGCAGCCAGGGAAGAGCAUAAGGACCAAGGCAGUAACUGUGGGACAGGCAGAGCCUCCACUGCCAGCCCUCAUGACCCAGGGAGAGGGAAGCCUCGUAGGCCAACUGGUAGGACCAACUCUGGGGAGAGGGGGAAGGUGAGACUUGAAGGCCAGCGGCAGCAGAGGGGUGAUGCUAGGCCCUCGUUGGUUACAGGACGCAGCCCGGCUGGUGUAGGUGGAGACACAGGAGCCACAGGUGAGAAGGCUGGUGCUGUGGUGGGCACAGGGCAGCCUGCAUUGGAGGUCACUGUGGUGGGGUCAGGGGUCAACGAGCGUGGUCAGGGUAGAAACAUGACCUCUGAGCAGAAGUUGGGUCUCAGACAGGCUGAGGAGCGCCUCUACAGAGACUACAUACACAGACUGGUCAAGCCGUCUCCUGAAUACCCUAACUUCCAGUAUCUAUGCAAGCUGUGUUCUGUACACAUUGAGAACAUACAGGGGGCACACAAACACAUCAAGGAGAAAAGACACAAGAAGAACAUCAUGGAUAAGCAGGAAGAGAAUGAGCUGCGGGCGCUGCCUGCCCCCUUCCCAGCCCAGCUCGGAGCCGUUGACGCAGCCGUCCUCCGGGCGGCCAACCAACACGGCAUCUCAGACCAGGACUUCCUGGUGCGACAGGAAGUGGUCGACAGGAUGGAGGAGAUCAUCCAGCAGCACCUCUCAGUUUGCUCCCUUCGGCUCUACGGCUCCUGUCUCACCCGAUUUGCCUUCAAGACAAGUGACAUUAACAUUGACGUCACCUACCCCUCCACUAUGACCCAACCAGAUGUGCUGAUACUAGUACUGGAAAUCCUGAAGAACAGCAUGAAAUAUUCUGAGGUGGAGUCUGACUUUCACGCCAAAGUCCCGGUAGUGUUUUGCAGAGAUGUCAACAGUAGGUUGUUGUGCACGGUGAGUGCAGGUAAUGACGUAGCCUGCCUCACUACCAACCACCUGGCUGCCCUGGCUAGACUGGAACCCAGACUGGUGCCUCUGGUCCUGGCCUUCCGCCUCUGGGCUAAGUUGUGCCACAUUGACUGCCAGGCGGAAGGGGGUAUCCCCUCUUACUCCUUCUCUCUCAUGGUCAUCUUCUUCCUCCAACAACGCAGGGAGCCCAUCCUCCCUGUCUACUUCGGCUACUGGAUCGAAGGCUUUGACGUGAAGCAUGUGGAUGAGUACCAUCUGACGGGGAUAGAGAUGGAUAUAUUUGUGGGGUGGGAGCACAGAUCCCCCAGUACAGAGGGACGGGGGGACGGCAGGGGGGAAGGACGGAAGGCCAAGUCUGAGCAAAAGAAACCUGAUGUGAAGAACCGGCAUGUAGCGGGGAAGACGCGUCUAUCCCUGGACCUGGGUAAGGGUGUUUCCCUGGGCCAGCUGUGGCUAGAGCUGCUGAGGUUCUACACGCUGGAGUUCGCCCUGGAGGAACACAUCAUCAGCAUCCGCCUCAAAGAACUUCUCUCGAGAGAGAUGAAGAACUGGCCCCGACGCAGGCUGGCAAUCGAGGAUCCGUUUGCCCUGAAGAGGAACGUCGCACGCAGCCUCAACAGUCAAAUGGUCUUUGAGUACAUCCAGGAGCGCUUCCGCACCGCCUACAAAUACUUUGCCUGCCCGCAGAGCAAGGACCCAAACACCGUGGAGCGGCAGAGAGGCAAGAAUACAACCAAACAUGGGGGCAUGAAGCGGGAGGAAGGCGAAAGAAAGGGUGGAGAAGACUGGUCUGAGAAGAGUGGAGGUGGACAGGGCGAUGGGAAUGAAGGGAAAAGUCAGAGCUCUGAGACAGGUCAGAAGGAGGAUGGUGAGAGUGAUGAAGAGGAACGGGCUGAGCGGACUCAGGAGAAGGAGGAGAGGGCAUUGAAUGGCGGGCUUAUGGACUUGGUCCUUAGUGGGGGGGGGACUUCAACGGAUGGGGCUGUAGCGGAGCCUGGCACCACUCUGGAGCCUUGCUCCGCCUCAACCCACAACGGCCUACGGGAUAGGGAUGAAGAGGAGCAGAACCAUGUGUCAGAGAAGCAGGGACACAUUGCACCAGAGGACCUGCACUAUAUCUUUGACAGAAUGAUCUUCACUGGCGGAAAGCCUCCUACAGUCGUGUGCAGCACAUGUAAGAGAGAUGGCCAUCUGAAGGACGAGUGUCCUGAGGACUUCAAGAAGAUGGAGCUCAAACCGCUGCCCCCCAUGACCGACCGCUUCAGAGACAUCCUGGAUGGCCUCUGUAGACUCUGCUACCAUGAGCUGUCCCCUUCCCCUGGAGAGCAGCAGAAGAGAGAGCAGAUCCUGGGUAGUCUGGAGAGGUUCAUACAAAAGGAGUACAAUGACAAUGCCCAGCUGUGUUUGUUUGGCUCCUCCAAGAACGGCUUUGGUUUCCGUGACAGCGACCUGGACAUCUGCAUGACCCUGGAGGGCCAUGAUACAGCAGAGAAGUUGAACUGCAAAGAGAUCAUCGAAGGCCUAGCCAAGGUGCUAAAGAAACACACAGGUCUGAGGAACAUCCUGCCUAUCACAACAGCCAAAGUGCCUAUUGUGAAGUUUGAACACAGACAGAGCGGACUGGAGGCAGACAUAAGCCUCUACAACACUCUGGCUCAACACAACACCAGAAUGCUGGCCACCUACGCUGCCCUGGACCCUCGCGUGCAGUUCCUGGGAUACACCAUGAAGGUGUUUGCGAAGCGCUGUGACAUAGGUGACGCGUCCAGAGGAAGUCUGUCAUCCUAUGCCUACAUCCUCAUGGUGCUCUACUUCCUGCAGCAGAGACAGCCCCCUGUCAUCCCUGUUCUCCAAGAGGUCUUUGAUGGACAUUCUGUACCGCAGAGGAUGGUGGAUGGUUGGAAUGCCUUCUUCUUUGAUGACAUUGAGGAACUGCGUCAGCCAGAGCUUCCGCAGAACCGCGAGACCGUGGGGGAGCUGUGGCUGGGCCUGCUCAGGUUCUACACCGAGGAGUUUGACUUUAAGGAGCUCGUCAUCAGCAUCCGCCAGAGGAAACGGCUCACCACCUUCGAGAAGCAGUGGACCUCCAAGUGCAUCGCCAUCGAAGAUCCCUUCGACUUGAAUCACAAUCUCGGUGCUGGAGUUUCUCGCAAAAUGACUAACUUCAUCAUGAAGGCCUUUAUCAACGGCAGGAAGCUGUUCGGUACUCCUUUCUACCCCCAGCCUGGCAUAGAGGCGAACUACUUCUUUGACUCCAAGGUGCUCACGGACGGGGAACUUGCACCUAAUGACAGGUGCUGUCGGAUCUGUGGCAAGAUCGGUCAUUACAUGAAGGACUGCCCCAAAAGACGCAGGGGGAUGAAGAAGAAGGAGAACGAAAAAGAGGAGGAUGUCAAGGAUGGAGACGAUCAUGAGCCACGGGAGCGUCGCUGUUUCCAGUGUGGGGAAAUCGGUCAUGUACGGCGGGACUGCCCAGAGCACCGCCACCUUAGACAGAAAGCCGCAGGGGGACCAGGUACACACACACCUCAAUCCAUGGUAAGCUCCCAGUCCAUCCCCAUCCCCCAACCUCCCCAGGACCUCCCUGGACGCACCAGACAACCUUCCGAAUGUUCUGAUUCCCGCCAGACUCCGCCCUAUUCCCCUCAGCCCAGCCUGUUCUCCCAGGGUUCGAGCCAAUCUUCCAGCUCCCCCCAGCCCUCCUCUUCCAAGACCUCCACCUCCGCUGGAGGGGUACCCCACAAGCAGCCCCAACAUCCCCAGGUUCCCCUCUCUCUCUUUAGCUUCCCUCCCACCCACCCAAGCCAGUACCACCACCCUGGAUCUCUCACUGCUCUGGGGCUACUGCCGUCCCACCACAACCAGCACCAAUCACACCAGGCCCAUCACCAACCUCACCACCCCUCCACCUCCUGGCCCAUCCAUGGCCCCGUCCUCCAGACCUCCAGUGGCCCCAAAGGGCCCUCCCCGCCCGGCCUAAAAUUCCCCUUACGCCAGGCCCCCGGGCAAGGGAAUGGGAACACAGGCCCAGGGGGGUCUCCGGUGGGUGGCAGCCCCAUGAACCUCAAUGACCCCAGCAUCAUCUUCGCCCAGCCGGCGGGGAGGCCCAUGGGCUUGGGAGGAGGGCCGGGACUGGAUGGGCACUGGAACAACCACCUGGCACAGCAAGGGGCACUGGUGGCUAAUGGCACUGUGGGCAAGUCAGAUCCGGGCUACCAGACCCAGUUUGGGGGGGUGAGUCAGCAGGGCUCUAGGAAUUGGGAGCACAGCAACGCAGCCCACUACUCCCAGCCCCCGUCCUGGCCCUACCGCAUGCCACAGAAAUUCAUCCAGCAGGGCAACGGGUGCUACCCACAACCCGGCAAACCCGUCAUGUCCCAAAGUUCUGUGGUGCGCCCCAGUCAGCAUUUCCCGCUCAUCCCCCAUGGACGACGACAUGUCAACCUCAAUUACAUCCAACAGAAGAAAUGAACUCUGAACUCUGCUCCCAUAGCAUAUCCAUUCAAUUAGGUUUUAUGGUCCUUCACCAUGACAAAACAAAAACGAUAUUAUCGAAAAAUUUGCAUCAUUUGGUCACACUACUUUUUAAAUGAAUUUGAUCAUUUUUGUACAUUUUAUACAUUUUUCCUUUGGUCUCCUUACAUUGAUUUGUGAUACAAAUGUCAUAUUUUAAUACCCCCAUUUUUGAAGGGGUCCAAAAAGUGUUUAUUUUAUUGUGUAAAGGAAGUAGGUAAACAUAUUAGCUGUACUCAUACUUUGCUUGCUUAAGGAUAAAAGCUUUGAAUAGAUAUUUGUAAAAUAUAUAUAUAUAUCAUGAUAGGGGUGGCCCUAUCAGAUAGUUGCCUUUUAGAAAGUAUUCAUACAGCCUGACUUGUUCCACAGUGACAGCCUGAAUUGAAAAUGGAUUCAAUUGUUACAAUUCACUCUGUGAAUUACACAAUACCCCAUAAUGACAAAGUGAAAACAUGUUUGUAGAAAUAUUUUGCACAUUUUAUAGGAAAUGAAAUGCAUGCAUUGAAUUUACAUAAGUAUUCACACCCCUGACUCAAUACUUUGUAGAAGCACCUUUGGCAGUGAUGACAGCUUAGUCUUUCUGGGUAUGUCUGUAAGAGCUUUCCACACCUGGAUUGUGUAACAUUUGCCCAUUGUUGUUAAAAAAAGAUCCUCAAUCUCUGUCAAAUUGGUUGUUGAUCACUGCUAGACAACCAUUUUCAGGUCUUGCCAUAGAUUUAUGUCAAAACUGUAACUCGGCCACUCGAACAUUCACUGUCUUGGUAAGCAACUCCAGUGUAGAUGUGGCCUUGUGUUUUAGGUUAUUGUCCUGUUGAAAGGUGAAUUCAUCUCCCAGUGUCUGGUGGAAAGCAGACUUAACCAGACUUCCCUCUAGGAUUUGGCCCUGUGUUUUAGGUUAUUGUCCUGCUGAAAGGUGAAUUCAUCUCUCAGUGUCUGGUGGAAAGCAGACUGAACCAGGUUAUUGUCCUGCUGAAAGGUGAAUUCAUCUCCCAGUGUCUGGUGGAAAGCAGACUGAACCAGGUUAUUGUCCUGCUGAAAGGUGAAUUUAUCUCCCAGUGUCCGGUGGAAAGCAGACUGAACCAGACUUCCCUCUAGGAUUUGGCCCUGUGUUUUAGGUUAUUGUCCUGCUGAAAGGUGAAUUCAUCUCCCAGUGUCUGUUGGAAAGCAGCACUGAUCUAGGUUUUCCUCUAGGAUUUUGCAUCUGCUUAGUCAUCAACACUAAGAAACAGAAUGUAACUAUCUGGAAAAACUCCCCAGUCCUUAACGAUUACAAGCAUACCCAUAACACGAUGCUGCCACCACUAUACUUGAACAUUUGGAGAGGGGUACUCAGUAAUGUGUUGUAUUGGAUUUGCCCCAAACAUAACACUUUGUUGCAAACAGGAUGCAUGUUUCGGGAAUAAUUUAAUUUUGUACAGGCUUCCUUCUUUACAUUCUGUCAAUUUAGGUUAGUAUUGUGGAGUAACUACAAUGUUGUUGAUCUAUCCUCAGUUUUCUUCUACCACAUCCAUUAAAUUCUGAAACUGUUUUAAAGUCA